This is a messenger RNA of Closterium sp. Naga37s-1, 507 nucleotides long. The record is from the annotation of a GenBank genome assembly. Lineage: Eukaryota; Viridiplantae; Streptophyta; Zygnematophyceae; Desmidiales; Closteriaceae.
AUGCCAUUGCCGCUAUCCCCUAACCCGUGCAGCCACACCACCGUGGCCGUGUGCUGCCCUUCCUGCGCUUCCACCACCCUGGUCGGGCCCGCUCGUGUGCCUGGGGGCGAGAAGACGGGAAGGCGGGAAGGCGGAGAGGUGGGGCCAGAGAGGGAGAGUCAUUUCGAGAUGCCAUUGCCGCUGUCCCCCAGCCCGUGCAGCCACACCACCGUGGCCGUGUGCCGCCCUUCCUGCGCUUCCACCACUUUGGUCGGGCCCGCUCGUGUGCCUGGGGGCGAGAAGACGGGAAGGCGGGAAGGCGGAGAGGUGGGGCCGGAGAGGGAGAGUCAUUUCGAGAUGCCAUUGCCGCUGUCCCCCAGCCCGUGCAGCCACACCACCGUGGCCGUGUGCCGCCCUUCCUGCGCUUCCACCACUUUGGUCGGGCCCGCUCGUGUGCCUGGGGGUACGUGGGUGACGGGAAGGAGGGAAGCCGGGGAGUUUUGCCCGCUCGUGAGCCUGGCACAGUAA